This is a messenger RNA of Neomonachus schauinslandi (Hawaiian monk seal), 1612 nucleotides long. RefSeq names its product UTP3 small subunit processome component (gene UTP3). Gene Ontology annotation, biological process: maturation of SSU-rRNA from tricistronic rRNA transcript (SSU-rRNA, 5.8S rRNA, LSU-rRNA). Lineage: Eukaryota; Metazoa; Chordata; Mammalia; Carnivora; Phocidae. Gene Ontology annotation, cellular component: nucleolus; small-subunit processome. The record is from RefSeq and is a predicted model, not a curated record. Bases 153 to 1556 code for a protein of 467 amino acids. The transcript has a single exon.
ACUCCUGCAGGGGAGCAAUUCGCCUGCAAGCUCCCACGGGAGGAGAGCGCGUGGCUGUUUAAAGAGGCGUGUUGCUGGAGCACGUGGCUGGUUCGCGGAGGUCGGAGGUUGCAGAAAGGCUGACAUCGGUGUAGAACUUGAGACCGUGAGUUAUGGUGGGGAGAUCCCGGCGGCGCGGAGCGGCCAAGUGGGCAGCUGUGCGAGCCAAGGCAGGUCCCGGCCCAGCGGACGAAAAUGAAGACGAUUUAGAAAUGCCACCCUCGCCAGGGGACUCUAGCUACUACCAAGAUAAGGUAGAUGCUUUCCAUGAGGCCCGAUCCCGGGCUGCCUUGGCUAAAGGCUGGAGCGAAGUGGAGAGUGAGGACGAGGAGGGUGGCGAUGAGGAGGAAGAGGUUCUAGCCCUAGAUAUUGCUGAUGAGGACGAUGAAGAGGAUGACGAUGACGAUGGUGGGAGCUCCGUGCAGAGUGAGGCCGAGGUAUCUGUGGAUCCCAGUUUGUCGUGGGGUCAGAGGAAAAAACUUUACUAUGACACAGACUACGGUUCCAAGUCCCGAAGCCGACAAAGUCAGCAAGAAGUAGAGGAGGAGGAAAAAGAGGAGGAAGAGGAAGCGCAGCUCAUUCAGCGGCGCCUUGCCCAAGCCCUGGAAGAGGAUGAUUUUGGGGUGACCUGGGUAGAGGCCUUUGCAAAACCAGCACCUCAAGUAGAUGAGGCUGAGACCCGGGUCGUGAAGGAUCUGGCGAAAGUUUCAGUGAAAGAGAAGCUGAAAAUGCUGCGGAAAGAAUCACCAGAACUCUUGGAACUGAUAGAAGACCUGAAAGUUAAGCUGACUGAGGUGAAGGAUGAGCUGGAGCCAUUGCUACAGUUGGUGGAGCAAGGGAUCAUUCCACCCGGAAAAGGAAGCCAAUACCUGAGGACCAAGUACAACCUCUAUUUGAAUUACUGCUCCAACAUCAGCUUUUAUUUGAUCCUGAAAGCCAGGAGAGUCCCUGCACAUGGACAUCCUGUCAUAGAAAGGCUUGUUACCUACCGAAAUUUGAUCAACAAGCUGUCAGUUGUAGAUCAGAAGCUGUCUUCUGAAAUUCGUCAUUUACUCACACUUAAAGAUGAUGCUGGAAAGAAAGAACUGAAUUCAGAAGCAAAAUCCACCAAGGCCAAGCCAAAAUCUGUUUCAGAGACUGCUGCUGCUGCCUCUGCUGUUGCAGGUAUUUCUGAUGAUUCUGAUCUUGAUGAAGAAGCUGCACUGAAAUACUAUAAAGAAAUAGAAGACAAGCAAAAGUUGAAGAGAAAGAAAGAAGAAAAUAGUAUUGAAGAACAGGCCCUUGAAGAUCAAAAUGCAAAGAGAGCCAUUACCUAUCAGAUUGCUAAAAAUAGAGGACUUACACCUAGAAGAAAGAAGAUUGAUCGCAAUCCUAGAGUGAAACACCGGGAGAAGUUCAGAAGAGCCAAAAUUCGCAGAAGAGGCCAAGUUCGUGAAGUUCGUAGAGAAGAGCAGCGUUACACUGGUGAACUCUCUGGCAUUCGUGCAGGAGUUAAAAAGAGCAUUAAGCUUAAAUAAAGUUUUCACUUAAGAUUUUUGGCAAUAAUUUUAGAUAAAUAAAUUUUUAUUUUUAA